Molecule: messenger RNA, 171 nt
Organism: Colletotrichum abscissum
Lineage: Eukaryota; Fungi; Ascomycota; Sordariomycetes; Glomerellales; Glomerellaceae
Exons: 1
Coding region: 1-171 (56 amino acids)
Source: RefSeq, a predicted model, not a curated record
AUGAAGGGCCGUCUCGAGUCUCUCGACCCCUCCAGUUGCUCAAAAAAUUCCCCACGGAACCCGCCCGACGCGACGCACCUGGCACCCACAAACAGAAAACCCCACCAGCUGAUUCUGCGAGCCUGCAAGCUACUACGACUGCGUACGAAUACGGUCCUAUUGGUACUUUAG